Molecule: messenger RNA, 813 nt
Organism: Acytostelium subglobosum LB1
Lineage: Eukaryota; Evosea; Eumycetozoa; Acytosteliales; Acytosteliaceae
Exons: 4
Coding region: 1-813 (270 amino acids)
Biological process (GO): DNA-templated transcription
Cellular component (GO): nucleus
Source: RefSeq, a predicted model, not a curated record
AUGGAGACUGAAAUAGUGGACUUGAAGAACCAGCUUGAUAAUGCUGUGAAGGAAGAUGACACAGAUUCAAUCAUUGCACUGCUGAAAGCUAUAUCAUUGUUUGAACUUACAAAGGAUUUGUUGAGGACAACAAUGAUUGGUAAAUCAGUAGGUCUACUGAGGAACAACAAGAAUGAAUCAGUAUCGUCAGAGUCGAGUGCAUUGGUACUCAAAUGGAAGAAGCAGUUGGACUUGCCAUCCAAGCCAACUACUCCAACACUGUCCUCACCAGCAUCACCAGUCACAUCAGCAGACCAAGCAUCAAACAAGAAGCGUACAUCUGCCAAGCCACCAUCAUCCCCAUCCAUUGCAUCAUCAUCCCCAGAGCCCUCCUCACACUCCAAGUUGACUCCCUCCCUCAAGAGGAAGCUUGACGUCAAUGAGGACAACAACAACAACAACAAGUCGAGUGACAACAACAACAACAACAACAGCGGAAGUGUAAAGAAAGAACAAUCAUCGAUACCAAUCAAGAAACAGCCAAUGGCACGUCCAGUCGAAUUGCCAUACAUGUCAGACGAUAUGAGAUCAAAGACGAUGAAGUUGCUUGCAGACUCACUUCAAGUGACAGAGCCAACAGUGAUUCACUACAACGAAGCUGCUGCCUCCAUUGAGAACGAGCUGUUUGCAAUCCACGAAGGCUGCACCAGCGAGUACAAGGCCAAGAUCAGAUCCAUCAUUAUGAAUCUCAAGAUGAACACACAAUUGCGUGACUCUAUCCUCAGCGACAAUCUCGGAAUCAACAGAUUCUGCAAGAUGGAUGCAACGGUAUGA